GACCCCUCUGCAAAGAUGGAAGCGCCUCGGUUGGGGAACCCCUACCUGGAAGACCCCUUGCUCCAGGGUUACCUGAGAUCCCAUCUGCCUGCCCAGGUGUUUGCCGAGGUGAACGUUGACCUGGAACGGUUCGGAGCUCGUGUGAGAGAUGAAAUUGACUUCUUGGGCCGUGAGUGUGAGCUAAACCCACCCAGAUUAUUGCAUUUUGAUGCCUGGGGACAACGUGUGGACCAGAUGAUCACCUGCCCAGCCUGGAAGAGGCUGAAGGACAUCUCUGCUGAGGAGAGCCUUGUGGCUGAAGGUUACAAAAGGAGAUACUCCUGUUGGAGCCGUGUUCAUCAGGCUGUCAAGAUGUAUCUUUUUAUAAAUUCUUCUGCUUGCUACCCAUCUUCUCUAGCCAUGACUGAUGGAGCAGCAAAAGUAAUUGAGUCUUUAGGUAUCCCAAAACCCUUGGAGGAAGCCUAUGCUCAUUUGACAUCAAGUGACCCCAAGACAUUCUGGAUCUCUGGCCAAUGGAUGACUGAACGCAAAGGCGGCUCUGAUGUUGGAGGUGGAACAGAAACUGUUGCACGGGAACUUCCAGAUGGCUCCUAUAGCCUGCACGGUUUCAAAUGGUUCACAUCAGCGGCUGAUUCAGACAUGACGUUGACCCUGGCAAGGAUCGUGGGCCCUGAUGGGCAGAUAAAACAGGGCUCCAGGGGCCUCUCUCUCUUCUACCUGAAAACAUAUGAGGAUGGGAAGCUGAACGGCAUAAAAAUAGAGAGGCUGAAAGAGAAGAUGGGCACGAGGCCGUUGCCAACUGCAGAGCUGUUGCUGGAUGGAGCUCGAGCACACCUGAUCACUCCAGAAGGCCAGGGGAUACAUUACAUUGCCAAUAUGAUGAACAUCACUAGGAUCUAUAAUACUGUGUCUGCAGCAGCAACUAUGAGAAGAAUUGUUGACCUGGCACGGGAUUACACCACCAAAAGGGAAGCCUUUGGAAAACCCCUCAAGGAUCACCCUUUGCAUAUGCAAACUCUGGCACGAAUGGAGGUGCAAAGCCAAGCAGCGUUCCUCCUGGCGAUGGAGCUGGCGAGACUGCUUGGCCUGGAAGAAACGAAGAAGGCGACGGAGCAGGAGAAGCACAUGCUGAGGCUGCUCACCCCUCUCGCUAAACUUUAUACGGCAAAGCAGGCUAUCGCUGUGACCUCGGAAGGCUUGGAGUGUUUCGGAGGACAGGGCUUCAUGGAAGACACAGGACUGCCUGUUUUUUUUCGGGAUAUCCAGGUGCUAUCAAUCUGGGAGGGAACCACCAACGUCCUGUCCCUGGAUGUUCUGCGCUGCAUUCUCAAGAGCCAAGGAAAAGUGCUGGAUGUCUUUUUCUGCACUGCCCAGGCCAAGUUGGAGGCAGCUACCCAGCAGUCCGAACUGCAGGCUUCUGUGCAAAUAAUUCAGAAUAAUCUGCAAAAACUCAAGCAGUUUGUUCGAAGAAUGGACUCAAAGGGAGAAGCUGGCUGGCAGCUGGCAGCAAGAGACUUUGCCUAUACUCUGGCAUGGAUCUAUGAAGGAGUCCUUCUACUGGAGCAUGCCGCCAGGGCUGGCGCAUCAGCCACAAAUAUCUACGCUGCUCAGAGGUGGUGUCAGGAGGAUGUCUGCCUUGUGGACAGAGAAGAGAAGUCUGGUUCUUACAAUUCUAAAGCAGCUUCCCUGGAUAAAUCUUUGGUUUAUGAUGGGUAUUCUUCUCUGAGAGGAAAACUGUAACAAUUAACAGCUGAUCACUAAAAAAUGAAGAACACGAAUACAAAAUUAUUUAACAGUAAAGAUAAUAUCUCUGGCUUUCCACAACCCUUGGGUAAUGCUCUAUAUUCAAAGUGCUUGGUAUUAUGGCAUUCAAUUCUCAUUUUUAUCAUUUGAAUACCUGUAGUGAUGUCUGGCAACUUUUAUUCUCUCAAUUAAAAGUGAUUCUUAAUA
Messenger RNA from Thamnophis elegans (Western terrestrial garter snake), 1950 nucleotides. RefSeq names its product acyl-CoA dehydrogenase family member 11-like. The transcript is spliced from 14 exons. The record is from RefSeq and is a predicted model, not a curated record. The coding region runs from base 16 to 1740 and encodes 574 amino acids. Lineage: Eukaryota; Metazoa; Chordata; Lepidosauria; Squamata; Natricidae. Gene Ontology annotation, molecular function: oxidoreductase activity, acting on the CH-CH group of donors.